Messenger RNA from Aspergillus pseudoviridinutans, 1695 nucleotides. RefSeq lists its product as uncharacterized. The coding region runs from base 1 to 1695 and encodes 564 amino acids. The transcript is spliced from 2 exons. The record is from RefSeq and is a predicted model, not a curated record. NCBI's taxonomy places the organism in Eukaryota, Fungi, Ascomycota, Eurotiomycetes, Eurotiales, Aspergillaceae.
AUGUGGGGGAAGGUGUCAUUUCAUCGCUCGCGGAAACCAGUAAUUGAGACCCCAAAGUUGGUCAACGAAUCUUCAGUUGAUAACGUGUGCCAGUCUUCGGGUUCCGAUGCUCGAAUGGGCGAGAAACUGCCCAAAGGCCUACCAUUCGUAUCACAGUAUUCCUCAGACUCGGCCUUUUCUGCGAAUAGACCAGAGUCAGGUCGUCGUGUUACUUCGUCCAUUUAUUCUCGGGACACUUUCGACCACAGUCGCCAGCGCUCAGUCACCUGGGACCAUCAGAACGAUGGCAGGUUUUAUCAAGAUCCCGAAACUACCUCGGAAAACUUGAGUAUAGAGAUUUCACCUCCGGACUCGCCCAUUUCUAUUGGUCGCGCAUAUCACAGUCGAGGUAGCUCACGUGUCUCUUCUCUCGAGAUUGAGUCAAAUCACACGUCCAACGGAGAACACAAUAUCACGAAGUUCCCAAGCCAUUUGCCAGUCCCACGUAAGCGGGCGGGCUCUGCGCAACCUGACAACAGACCGUCGACGCAAGGUCUCUCAGGUCAGAAUCGCACAACACGAUGGGAUGGUUUCUCCGGUGCACCAACCACAAGUCACUCAGAUAAAUUCGCACCCAACCUUUCCACAGAUAUCUCCUUCGGAUCACAACACACAGGAUCAAGCAACGCAUCCAGAUGGAUCAAGGGCCAUGGUCAUUCAAAAGAACAGGACACAGAGGGCCGGCAACGGUCAUCGUCAAAAACUGAUAAUCCCUUUUCUCUAGCAGCGCGUGAACCUUGGAAGGGACCAAGUGGGCGAUCUCCGAUGAUAAAUCCGAUCCAGGAGAAGCCAAGGGAGAGAUCGUCAUCACGUGUCCAACAAUCAAAGAAUAACGAUCGCAACGAUCGAUCAAAGGAAAACGACCGUGCAUCUCCAGACUAUUCAUACCUCGGUUUCGUCCCGUCGGUAGUCACAACAAUUACCGGAGGCGCAGAUAAUACCCUAGGACCGGACAAACACCAGCCUAGCAAAAGUCGCCAGCAACCAUCAAUUGCGAAGAAACCGAUACCAUCCAUCAGUGCGACAAGCGAUGUUCCACCCCGUAUCGAAAUUCCAGGGGCCACUCUGGAAGCCACCCUAGCUGAGUUGAAGCUGUCCACCGGAGACCAGGCUCAUGCACCCGUCAGUCGGUUCAGUGCAACCACCUGCGCCACAACGGAGAGCGAUAGCCCUACACCUAGCCGUCGUGAGAGCGUCGAUGCGGCUUCCCAGUCUACAGAAAACGCACCCUCAAUUAUGUCCCGCAAAAGACCCAUCCCCAGUGCCGCGGCUCCCGGGAAGAAGCCAACCAGGAAGCCAACCCCUUCCCAGGCUGACAAUGGCAAGGACCUCCCCCCAUGUCCACCAGAACAACAAGCUCAAAACCGCAUUGAGAUGCUGGAAGCAAGGAGGGACAACCUCGCACGGCGUAGGGCAAACAUUAACACAAUAAUUCACGAACUGACCCAGGUCAUCCAGCCCAGCUCCAUUGCCUACGACAUGGCUGCCCGGGAUGAGGUCAAGAAGACUGUCACCAGUCUCAACAACGAAUUAGCCGAUAUCAAGAGAGAGGAGCAUGAGAUCGGCAUGAAGCUAUUCAGACUUUGGAAGAAACGCGACGAGCAAGACUUGUAUGGUGGAGGCAGCGGUUUAUGGGUAAAGCGGGUGACCAGCUGA